Molecule: messenger RNA, 459 nt
Organism: Cylicocyclus nassatus
Lineage: Eukaryota; Metazoa; Nematoda; Chromadorea; Rhabditida; Strongylidae
Source: the annotation of a GenBank genome assembly
CGCCAAGCCUUCGACCAAUAUGGCUGGAACUGCCGAUGCUGCGAAGAACGCUCUGAGCUCAAUUUUCGACAAGACAAAGGACGUGCUUUCCACUGCAGCGGAAACGACUAAGGGCUACGCUUCACAAGCUCAGCAGGCGCUUGGAAAAAUUAUACCAGGGGCGAACAACCAGGAGCAGGUCCCCGACGUAGCGGCCGCUACCGCUCCUGGACAACCACAGACCAUCGAUCCAACCAUCACGGCCACAACUCAGUGAAGAACCAAAUUGAAAUUAAAUACAUCUACUUAUGUAAGCUAAUCGCACUAAGCAUGUUUCCACUUUGUCACGAUCUGAUAUAUAAUCAUCUGUGCCGAUAUAUACCCAUGCUGAAAUUUUCUUAAUAUUCAGAAAUGAUCUCUAUCGAAUAGCUAGUAUUUUAUCAUGAAGAACGUAGAUUUUUAUGAAUAAACUGUCCCAUC